ACGGACCAUUCUGAUACUCCCACGAGCGGAUUCUCGACCAGGCUAGCAGGGAUGUUCGCCUCUGUAGCCGGGAAUGGCGGCAAAAGGCGUGCGUCCAACAUUACAAUCGGAGAGGAACCACCCCCACAGGAGAUGGGGUUUGAUCGUAUUAACCGUGGGAAGAAAGCAGCAGUGUCCGGGCCCGGUAAGGAAGGAAGGAAAAAGUAUGUGAAAGAGCUGACCGAAGUGUUGUUUGGGAAAACCAAGCAUGAGCUAGAGGAGCUUUGCAAGAAGGACAAGAUCAAGUAUGUUAACAAGAAGAUUACUAGCGCCACGCUGGCACGACUGCGUGCUAUAGAAGCUUACGGUAGUGACGCAGUGCCGAGCGGCAUAAACUACUGCGAGAACCUCGCGUUCAUCAGCAGUGUAGUUUAUCUCGGCGAGCAGGAGCUGACGACUAUGAAACACCAGCGGCCGCGGUCACCGCGGGCACGACCGCGGUCUGUGGCCGCGGUUAAGACCACGGCGACCGUGGUCUGCUGCGACCUGCAGCGACCGAGGGAAGAGGGGGUUGGGGGUGGGGGUUUCGGAUUGGGGUCCUGCGAUACCUCAACUCCAAUAGCAAGAGGGGCAAACCGCGAUGGGGAUGUCGAAAAACCGACUAAUGAGGAGGGUGCAGAUGUACACUGCACUGUGGCUAGGAGGCGCUGGAGGGGACCGAGCACGAUGCUGGCGAGAGAGCUUAGCGUAGUGGGGGUCGAGGGCGGUGGUGUAAGGGCACCUCAAGGAGGUAUGACCGUCCUGGCGGCAGCACAAACACGCACGCCAGCCCAAAAUGUCCUCGCGCUGCUCAGCAGAAAGGACACCGUGAGGAGGGACAAAGCCCUGAGGGAGAACCUGUUGAGGGACCUCGGGGGGCGACACGUCAGCAUGACCAAAGCGGAUGGGUGCCCGGGAGAGGGUGGAGAGAGCGAGCUAGAGGCGCUCGACUGUCGGGAGGGUAGAGUCCUCCAGGUGGUAGUAAACGGCCUCGCAGAGGUCAAGGUCGUCGCUAUGGUCACCCUCAGGCGACAACGGGGCAACAACGUCCUGCUCACCAUACUCAAGAGCGCUGAAGCGGCGCGAGAAGUGAUGGCCCUUCUGGGCGGAACGGCGGGGACGGCUGUGGAAAGGGGAACGAUGUUGGGAAGUGUCGUGAGAGGAGGAAGGAGCAUAACCAGUACGUUGAGGCAGGGAGGAGGAAGUGAGGCCAGCAGCCCCGAGGGCGGCCUUAAGAAGAUAGUGUCGUCCCUUGCGCGAGCACUAAACAAAAAUCAAGGCUACCUAGCGGAAGCUAAGAAGAAGUUGACAUUUGAUGGGGCGAACAUUACGGAAUUCCUGAUAGAUUACGAGAACCUGGUUGCGCUGUUGAAAUGGACCGAAGAGGAGAAGAUGGACCACCUGGGACCGCAUAUGUCUUUGAGCCUAGGACGGGACAUAAUGGCCAUCGUAGCCGCAAGCCGAUCUUGGAAAGAAACCCGGUAUGUGAUGAUGAGAAAGUCUCUGGCAGCAGAAAAGAUGGCAACGGAGGUCGAUUUAGCGGCAGUCCAGAGAAAGAACUUCGCAACGUACAAUGACUUCCUACGGGAGUUUACUUUGGUAGCACUAAGAAUCCCCGGGGUUACGGAUCGAAUAAUGAAGCCUGAGGCCGAGGAACCGGAAAAGGUCCAUGAGAAACCUAGGGAAGAGGAGUCUGCAUACAAAGUUUCCGCUGCCAAGAAGAAGUUUAGGUACCAAAUCCCGAUCUUAUCCUUACCUGAGAUCGACGACACCAUUAGCAAGUUACUAGGGACCAUGGUGUCAGUGUCUUUUCAGACUAUGCUGCUGGCUAGCCCUAGGUUGCUCAAAGGGCUUAGACAACUGUUGACCCGGCGGCGAGUAGAAAUAGGCGACAACCCCGAACUACCUGAAGGGGAGAGGGAGGAGGAAGUUCCGCAAGAAGUGGCUAACCUGCAGAGGAGUCGCGGGGACUUGGAGGAUCUCGAGAAGGCCUUUGCAGACAUUCGUUUGAGCUUGCCCGACCGAGAGGGCGGCGAAGUCAUGAGAUCGCCACCGGGGAUGAAGCUUAACUUUCAUGUGCUACCCGUAGGGAAAUUGAAGAUCCAGAUCGGGAGUCAUCACACCGACACAUUAGUAGAUGGGGGGGCAGAAAUCACCCUUAUAAGAAGAGAUUUCGCAACGAUCACGGGAUGUACGGUAAACAAGGAAGUAACAGGGAGCAUCCGGGCAACUGGCGGGGAAAUCCCGUUCGCUGGGUACGUCACGAAGUGUGCUGUAAAGGCAGGGGUCAGGGAAUCAAUCUGGUCAUUUCAGCGGAUGACCGUAAUGGAGGAAGUGGAUCACGACAUAAUCCUCAGGAGACCGUGGUGCGCGAACGUAGAGAUAAUAGGCAUGCACUUGCACGAUGGCUCAUACAUGGUAGACAUAGAGGACCCGGUGACCGGCUGGGGAGAGAUCCUCCGACUCCUUGGAACGGGAGGAGAUCCCCCAAGGGAGAAAUUGGCAACAUGGUCGCCGUCAUUCGAGGAUAGCACGCGAAAAGGGGCUUUCGCACGGAUGGAGGGUAUGAGAGAAAGAGUAGAAAUCAUAAUUGAGGAAGCGUUCAAUAAGGAGUGGAUCAAGAUGGGCCUGCCCCAGAAGAAGAGGAGGCAGGAGGACAAAGUCCUAGGUGUUAUGGUAGCAGAAAAGGAGUCAGAGGUCGAACUUGGUGCUAGCCCGCCCAAACGGAAAGAAAUGCGCGUAGACAUACCGGAAAUCGCACUCGAGAUCCCCAAUCUAUUGCAACUCAUCAAGGCCCUCACAUACCACAAGGUGGGAGUGGAUUCGGCAGCCUUGGCCAAGUUCGAAAGAGAGGUGGAAAAGGGAUAUUGCCUGAAUGGGAAAUUAGUUAGCAUUCAACCACGAGUCAUAGAGGCGACGGGGGCAAUUCCGACUGUUCAUUUUUUAGGAGAAAGAUCCCGGAAGGAAGUGUUCGAAAGUACAAGCCGUGAUCACCAGAAGGGACGACUGGAUGCGAAGUUGAUCCCUCCGGUCAGAAUCCACACGGUAGAACAUGAGUGCUGGAAUGACAAGGGACCAUCCUAUGAAUUUGGGAUAGCGAGAGAGGUAACAGACCUCCUCCGACCAAAGAUGGACUCCUUCGUUGCGGAGCCUACGGCAUCGCCAUACGCAAAUCGGUGGUUCGUCUUUCGGAAGCCUAAUAAGACACUAAGGUGGAUUCAGGACCUGCAGAAGUUGAAUGCGGUAACCAUCCGGGAUGCUGGCUCGCUACCUCAGACUGACUUAUUAGCAGAAUCGCACGCCGGUCGGAGCAUUUACUCCCUGAUAGAUCUGUACUCAGGGUACGACCAACUUCUAUUGGAUGUUCGGGACAUGCCAUACACCGCUAUGCACACCCCGGUAAGCCAACUACAGAUGCAAGUGACACCUAUGGGAUUCACAAACGCGGUGGCCGAAGCGCAACGCAAGAUACUCGCCGUGGCCGGGGACAUGUUCCCAGAGAAAUGUGAACCUUACAUCGAUGACAAUCCGAUCAAAGACGCGCAAGAGAAGGACGAGACGGAAGUCCAGCCAGGGGUCCGACGUUUUGUGUGGGACCACCUACAGGACAUCAAGGAUCUACUCCGACGGUUCCUAGUAUACAACAUUACGGCUAGUGGACCGAAGAGUAUCCUAGCAAUACCGGAGAUAAAUAUACUAGGAUUUCGUUGCGGUGCUUACGGCAGGAAGCCAGAUCCGGCAAAAACCGACAAGAUAUCACAGUGGUUGACGCCACUGCGCACGACGACGGAGAAGGGGGCACCUGCCGUAGUAGCUGAACUUAGGGAAGGUCCAGUUACCACUCGAGGACGCAGAGAAGAAGAGGACUCAUGGGGAGCGAUAGUAGGACCGAAGGAGGAGCUGAUAGCAAUGGCGGUUGAAGGGGGCCUGGAAGCAGUGAUGAGCUUAGUGGAAUCUUGGGAAAGGAAAGAGUUGCAAUGGGUGGUAAAUCAGAUGCAGGAAGGAAAGGAUGGGGGCAAGGAAGGAGAGAAGUUUUUCUAUUUUCAAUCAUACGAAGGGCUCUUUCGAACGAUCGACUUGUUGUUGGUAGGAAACAAACAACCUACGGAAGUCAGUAUUAAGGCAAGAGAAGAAGUCGAAAGGGAAGGGCAAUCUGAUGACGGGCGGAGGAGGUGGUGGAUGGACUUGGGGGAGGGGAGGUAUGAAGCGGCGAAUUUCUCUAUCCCUGGUGGGGAUCCGGGUGUAGUGGAUGGUGCAGUGGAUACUAGGGAAUCUGGGGUGUUUCCGUUGAUGAGGGAGAGAGGCGAGAUAGUCGAGGUAGAGGAUGAAGAGGAUGCGAGGGAUGGCAGAGAGGAAACUCUCAUAAUUCUCGCAGACGGGGAUUGUGCCCUAAAUAAUGCAAUAGACUUCUAUAUUAUUAAAUUCCCGCCAGGUCACACUGAAAAGAAGGACAUGGAGAGGGAAGGAGGCGACGAAGGAGCGGGUGGUAGGAUGCGGGACGACGGUGACGAGAAGGCGGGUGUCGUAAAAUUGGUGGAAGAGAGAGGGCGGGAAAGGGCACCAGCCAUCAGGGAGAGGGGGUCGACCCAGGAGUUGGUGAGGAGUGAGGAAGUCACGGGGACGACGGGAUAACGACCGGGGACGAAGCCCGAUCGCCCGCAUUUCGACGAAGGCGAAGAGUGGCUCGGGAUGGCGGAGAAGACGGAGCCGA
This is a messenger RNA of Chara braunii, 4729 nucleotides long. The record is from the annotation of a GenBank genome assembly. NCBI's taxonomy places the organism in Eukaryota, Viridiplantae, Streptophyta, Charophyceae, Charales, Characeae.